Messenger RNA from Marchantia polymorpha subsp. ruderalis, 1201 nucleotides. The record is from the annotation of a GenBank genome assembly. NCBI's taxonomy places the organism in Eukaryota, Viridiplantae, Streptophyta, Marchantiopsida, Marchantiales, Marchantiaceae.
CGCCGAUGAGGUCCAACGCAUGUUCGAUCUGGAAGACGGCAGAGGGAGGACUCCCCUCCACGUCGCCGUGGAUCACGACGCGAUCAAGGAAUUCUUCAGCCUUAAAGACUACUUUAAAGAAGCGUUAUGGAGAGACAUUGUGAACAGACGAGACGCAGGAGGGACGACGCCAGUGCACAGAACUGCCUCCUCGAUAGAACCCCCGAAAGACUUGACGCUUUUGGUAAGAGACGAUCAGACGGACAAGGCGCUCACCUUCGGGUGGAAGGAUCUGGGCUACCUCAAGUUCAUCGUCGACGUCACGAAGGUCUCCGUGAGAAAUGGCUUCAGCAAGGCGACGUUCGAGGGAGCCUUGGCCAGCCACAUCGCGUGCUACAAUCCACGCGGUGCGAAGAUCAUGAAGGAAUGGUCAGUUUCUUCAGGAACUCGUUCGCUAAAUGAAGCUCCGUGUGAAACUUUCAGAUGCAAAUCGAGAAAUAAUUUCGUCUCCAUGCAUCAAGUGAAGAUGGCAGAGAGAAAAAAAGUGUAGAGGAUAAACAUUGGAUCAGGUGUGAUACUUGGAGCAUCCAAAGAUUCUACUAGACCAGCUCACAUUGGCGAAGCUCUCUUCUCUGACGCUGGUCUUUCACGACCCUGAGCUCCUGAACAGAUUGGUGUUUGUAACAGAGGCAAGGCUGAAAAGAGACACAUGGCUAAUGGCUACCUGCUCUCCUCAAUAGAUGACGGCGAUAUUAAAAUCAUGGACGAUGUGAACAUCAACGACAGCGAGACUUUGACAGCAAGACAGCAGCACGCCGACGGCAAAUGACUCUGGUCGGUCGACGAGCAGAAACACGAGAGGCAGGAACGAGAUGAGAGGAGGAGGGGGAGGCGAGCAGCAGCAGGGCCAGACAGAGAGAGAGUGGGGAGAGACAGGGAGGGCGGAGACAGAGAGAGCGAGAGGGAGAGCGCGCAGUGGCGAGAGGGUUGAGGUUUAGGGUCACUGAGGAAAGACAUGAACUCGACUGACGACUGACGGUCAGUCAAGAAUCGAGGGACUGUGAUUGACGACUUACGGAAUAAACCGUGGGGUCAGUCCGCAGUCAGUCAAGAAUCGAGGGACCGUGACUGACGACUGACAGAAGACAUCGUCAAUGAAAUAAAUUGUUUGCUGUUUGUUUUCACAUCAAUGUUUUUGUCAUUGACAAUAUUAGAUCUGACG